AUGGCAUGGGGAAGCAUGGAAGAUUUCGAACCUUGCGAUGACGACUUCGACUUCGACGACUUCGUGCUCUUCCGCCAACCAGGAGUGAACCCAAAUAAGAAGAGAAAGGCGGAGGUGCAUCGUGACCGAUCAAUGGUCGAUGUUUCCGGCGCAAUCGAAUACAGCUUCGGCGUCUCCGUGCGCCUCGCACAAGGCAGGCAGAAGCAGAAGCCGGACGAACAAGUGGCUGGCCUCAAGUAUUUUCUCAAGGUUUGGAGAACAGAGCUGCCGUGGAUCAAGCGUCGUCCAACAGCUGGCCCAUUCACGCAUUGUGGAUUGUGUGAUUACCUGAAGUGGCAAAUCGGCAGUUGCUCAGACAAGGGUCUAAGGCAGAAGCUACAAGGCAUCCUUGGCGAACACUUCCAAUUUCAGGCGGCGCAGAGAGUGGCCAUGAGCCAAAUCUUCCGAGAGUCCGAAGAGCAUCCUGAGGACGUGCUGGCUGUGGCUUGGGAUAAGAUGGACCAAGCGAAGACCAUCGUGCCGCGAGUUGUGCGGUUGGCGAACACACAAUUCAUGAAGGGUGGAUCUCGACUGGUGGUGUCUUUAAUUGGCGUGCUGGCGCCGGCUCUGUUCAAGCAACCUCUUGUCUACACCAUACUUGAGGAUCAGACGCAUGGCGGGGAUAUGAUAGCGAGCAUGAUGAUCGACAUCCUUCAGGAGGCAGCUGCAAUCCGGGGCGAGCUCCCAUCAAGGCUAUUCAUACAAGCAGACAACACAGUAAAAGAAACGAAAAACACGAUCUGCCUUUUUGCUGCUGCGUGGCUCCUUGCGCAAUUGAAAGGAACAAGGCUGCAAUCCAUUGAGUUCGGAUAUCUGGUUGUUGGCCACACACACGACUUGAUUGAUGCCAUGUUCGCCUACAUCUCAAAGGCGCUGGCCGGGCGAGACUUUUACAGCCUAGAGGAAAUGAUAUCUAUUCUACAGCGUGUCAUGAAAUCUCCCCCGUUCUGGAAGCACUUACGGGAUGUAUACGCGUUCAAAGAUGCCCAACCUGAGAAGCUUUCCAGCAAGAGGGUCACAGGCGUUACGCAGCCCAACAACGUGCGAAUUUUCUGGGGCAAAGAUGGCAGCAUUCUUGUUCAGUCCAAGCAAUGGCUGACUUCCCCCGACUGGGGAGAAGCAAUGGUCUUGGUGGAGCAGUGUGACAUUCAACAAUUGACGCAAUUGUACCCCGACAUAGUGCAACCUGACUGGGAGGAGGGUUUUGAAAGGAGAUCUGCGGCCUGGUUCAAAAAACUUGGUGACUUGCUUCUGUGUCUCUGA
This is a messenger RNA of Symbiodinium natans, 1302 nucleotides long. NCBI's taxonomy places the organism in Eukaryota, Dinophyceae, Suessiales, Symbiodiniaceae. The record is from the annotation of a GenBank genome assembly.